CAUUUCUGCAUCAUGAGCGGGCGCCCUCUCCCAACCCCUUUCUCUUUCCCAUUGUCUACAGCUUUUUUCUGGCUAUAAGAUCCUGUGCGGGUGGUCAGACGAGAUAAUACACGGUUCACGACGCGCGACGACCGUCAUCCACGACAACAGGCCGAGUCCUGCUACUGAAUCCUGCCGAACCGACACAAUUGACGAACCUCGCUUCUUGAUCUUCGACUCCCAUGGUGUACAUUCCCCUCAUUUCGACGCGCAAGCCCCGACGCGACCUUGAGCCCCGAGCAGGCGGCGGAGGUGGCGGCGGUGGGGGCAAAGGUGGUGGUGGAGGCGGAGGCGGAGGCGGGGGCAAAGGCGGGGGCAGCAGCAGCGGGGGAAAGGGAGGCUCCUCAGGCGGCUCCUCCGGCAGCGGCAGCGGCGGCCGCUCUUCCAGUAUUUCCGCUGGCGGGACCUCCAAGUCGGCCAGCACGUACAGUCGCGGGGGCGGCCCCGUCGUCACGAUCCCCAAUGGCUCGCCGUUUGCCGGGCGGCAGCAAGGUGGGGGGAGCCGUGAUCAAGUUUAUGGCACUAGGCAGUAUGGGAGCGGCUAUCCUGGUGUCACUGGACGCGGGGUCGCGGGACGGAACUUCCCCUUCUACUUUUGGCCCUUGACGUUCGGUGGUGUGGGCGCUGUAGGCGCUCAUCACUAUCUCGACGAUGAUGACGAGUACGGCCACCCCGACAACAGCUCGCGCCCGGGCGGACAGCAAACCCUCGGCAACUUCACCUCCAACGCCGGCAACAGCACCUUCCGCCUCGUCGCCGACAACUCCACCACCACCUCCCUCCUCGAAGAAGUCAACGACAAGUGCUCCGGGAACCUCGACAGCGGGAAGACCUCGCAGAACGCGUCGACGUUCGACUACAACGUGUCGUGGGCGCCGAGCCCGGGCGAGGUCGUGCAGUACUACCGCGCGAGCAGCAUCGCGCUGAUGCUCGUCGGGUACAACAACUCGGCGGUGUGGCAGGAUGAUGAUAGCAAGGCGGACGAUCCGCUCCCGAGCUGGGUUGACAACAACUUGCUUUCCUGCCUCAACACGACGAUCGGCCUGGCGGCACCGCUUAUUGACGAUGACAAUGGGAGUCUGCAGAUGCCUGUUCCGAGCAUGGGCGUUUUCGGUGUGGUCAUCGCAGUCUGGUUCAUGUCGCUGCUUUGAGUCUGCUGUUGUCCUAGGAUCUAUUGAUUCUGAUCAUUCUAUCCAUGUAGCCAUCUUCGUCACCGUUGCCUAGCCUAGUGUAUACCUGAUGUUCGUGCUUGUCCACUAGGGACUUCUCACGAACCUCGAUCAGUACCUUGUUUGCGAUAGUGGACCACUUCAUCUGAAUGGAAGGAAUAAUCCGCAUUGCGAGCCUG
Messenger RNA from Schizophyllum commune H4-8, 1387 nucleotides. RefSeq lists its product as uncharacterized. Lineage: Eukaryota; Fungi; Basidiomycota; Agaricomycetes; Agaricales; Schizophyllaceae. The coding region runs from base 222 to 1190 and encodes 322 amino acids. The transcript is spliced from 3 exons. The record is from RefSeq and is a predicted model, not a curated record.